Molecule: messenger RNA, 1725 nt
Organism: Aspergillus ibericus CBS 121593
Lineage: Eukaryota; Fungi; Ascomycota; Eurotiomycetes; Eurotiales; Aspergillaceae
Product: phosphotransferase family protein
Exons: 4
Coding region: 1-1725 (574 amino acids)
Cellular component (GO): mitochondrion
Source: RefSeq, a predicted model, not a curated record
AUGUUGAAACGCGCCUUUUCCGCGCGGGCCGCGUGGCUGAUGCCUCGUCGACAAGCUUCCAUCAACCAGAGUCCACCAAGGAGGUUCGCAACUGAUCACCCACGCGUGUCCAACGAAUGCAUUCCGGACGAGUCGCUUUUCUCAUAUUCCUCUGGACGAUUCCUCUACAACGAACAGGCACGUCUUCUAGAACGACACGUGAAGUUUGAUGUUCCUGCACUGAAGCAGGUUGUCGCAAAGCAUGUCGGUCAUGGGCGUGUUAGGGAGCUUGUCAAGCUCAGUGAAGGGGGGUUCAAUCGUGUGCUACUAGCCACCAUGGAAGACGGGUUUCGGGCCAUAGUAAAGAUCCCGUACUGGAUAUCCGUGCCGAAGACAUAUGCGACAGCUAGUGAAGUUGCAACCCUGAAAUUCCUUCGUUCCAAGGGUAUACCUGUUCCUGAAGUGUAUGGCUGGUCGUCGACCGCCGACAACCCCGUCGGUAUUGAGUACAUUGUCAUGGAACAUGCCGCGGGGGUGGGCGCUGAUACUCGUUGGUUCAGCAAUACAAAACAUCAAAAGCAUGCGCUGGUAACGGGGAUCGUUGACAUUGAGAAAAAGCUGUUCAGCAUUCCUUUUGGUGCUGUUGGGAGCCUUUAUUUCAAGAGUGACCUUCCACCCCAGUUACAGGGCCCGCUAUAUGUGGCGGGCACGCCGGACGAAGCCGGGGACUCGGAGACCUACUGCAUUGGGCCAAUCUCUGAUUAUAUGUUCUGGUAUGGGCAGCGGGCUGAGAUGGAGCUAGACAGAGGACCAUGGCGCGACCCGAAGAACUUUCUUCUUGCAACAGCCGAGAAGGAAAUCAAGUGGAUCCAGAAGUUUGGAAAGCCCCUGGAAAGUGACUUUCCUCACAACACCGUCUUUCCUGGAGUUAAAAAACCCCAGGAUUACCUGGGCCUCCUCGAAAAGUACCUAGCAAUCGCACCGUAUCUUCUUCCAAGGGAGCCUGGAAAUAAUUUGAACCGACCUACUUUACGCCAUCCCGACCUCACCCCCAGCAACGUCUUCAUCUGCCCCGACACAUUCAAAGUCACAUCCAUCAUUGACUGGCAACACACUGUAACCACGCCAUUGCUUUUUGCUGCUGGAUACCCCAAGCUUUUUGAGAAUCCUGAGCCUGAGCCGCCCACCGGCUUGAUAGCACCAAAAUAUCCACCAGGUUACGAUGAUAUGAAUCCCGAAGAAAAGUCUCAGGUCGAUGAGCUCAUUCGCCGGCAAAGUCUCUUCUACCUCUAUCGUGUCUUCAACGGCGGCCUCAACAAACUACACCUCGAAGCCCUGCAAGACCCGCUCGUUCUACAACGCCAGCACCUCGUGGAUUCCGCAGGCCGCCAAUGGUCGGGAAACCUCAUGACGCUACGUGGGGCCCUGAUGCGCAUACGUGAUCUUUGGCCUCAUCUCGGCGGCAAGGAUGCCCAUCUUGAAUGUCCUAUAGACUUCUCGGAACAAGAAGCACGUGAGCAGACUGAGAACGAACCUAUGUGGUACAACUCGAACACACUCGUCAGUCAUUGGCGCGACGAACUUGGAGGGCUCUCAGAAGAAGGCUGGCUGCCUGCUGAGAAGUAUGAUGCGGCUGUGAAGAGGAAUGAAUCCCUGAAAGCUGAAUUCUCGGACGGCGGCAGUCCAGAUGAGCUGCAGAAAAUCGAACGUGGUUGGCCGUUUCAGGAUCACGAGGAGUUCUUUUGA